AUGCCAAGGGGACAGAAGAGUAAAGCCCGUGCUCGAGAGAAACGGCGGGCACUCAAGGAUGCUCAAGCAAAGGAGGCAGAGAAAGCACAGUCACGUGCUGGCUCUGAUCAAGCUUCAGGAGAUGCUAAGCCAAGCACUUCUACUGCUGACUUCCCACAGCAGUCUGAAAGCUCAGCACUCAGCAGUACUGCUAGCCAGAGAGUGACUUAUGCAAGGUCUGAUAAGGGUGACCAGGCCCAAGGGUAUGAAAAUGAGCGUCCCCCCGGGGCUUUACUCUCCACUAGAAGCAUGCAGAUGGAUGUUAUGACAAGGAAGACGGGAAUGCUGAUGGAGUACAUGCUCUACAAAUACAAAGUGCAGCAGCCCCUGAAGAGGGGAGAGAUGCUCAAAGUUAUCAACAAAAGGUUCAAGGAACACUUUCCCGAGAUCCUCAAGAAAGCUUCCUAUCGAUUGGAUGUGGUGUUUGGCCUUGAGCUGAAAGAAAUCCUGCCACAUGGUCAAGCAUAUGAGCUUGUGAGCAAGCUAGAUUUUGAGGAGGAUGGAAGUAGGAUCAAUGAGCUAGGUGUUCCUACCAGGGGCAUUCUGAUUGCUCUCCUAAGUGUGAUUUACCUAAAUAACUAUUGUGCUGCUGAGGAGGAUGUCUGGUAUUUCCUGAAUGCAUUAGGAGUCUGUGAUGUGAUCAUACAUAUCUUCUUUGGGGAUAUUAGGAGGGUCAUCACUGAGCAGCUAGUGCAGGAAGAAUACAUAGAGCACCGUCAGGUUCCUAACAGUGAUCCUCCAUCCUAUGAGUUCCUGUGGGGCCCAAGAGCCUAUGCUGAAACAUGCCAGAUAAAGGUGAUGGACUUUUUAGCCAAGAUCAGUGACGCCUUGCCUGGAGUUUGCUCAUCUCUUUAUGAGCAGGCUUUGAUUGAAGAGGAAGAGAAAGCCCAAGCUGCAGCUGCAGCCAAGUCUGGCACUAAAGGCAAGGCCAAGGGACAUACUAAGACCAAGUUAAGUCAUCCUACUCACAAGUAA
Messenger RNA from Microtus ochrogaster (prairie vole), 1014 nucleotides. RefSeq names its product melanoma-associated antigen B4-like. NCBI's taxonomy places the organism in Eukaryota, Metazoa, Chordata, Mammalia, Rodentia, Cricetidae. The record is from RefSeq and is a predicted model, not a curated record. Gene Ontology annotation, biological process: negative regulation of transcription by RNA polymerase II. Gene Ontology annotation, cellular component: nucleus.